Molecule: messenger RNA, 13122 nt
Organism: Osmia lignaria (orchard mason bee)
Lineage: Eukaryota; Metazoa; Arthropoda; Insecta; Hymenoptera; Megachilidae
Product: bromodomain adjacent to zinc finger domain protein 2B
Cellular component (GO): chromatin
Molecular function (GO): DNA binding; protein binding
Source: RefSeq, a predicted model, not a curated record
CUUUCAAGAAAGUUAGAGUAGCUGAUCGUUGUUUAACGAGAAAACGUAGUUGCAUGAUCAUUGGUGUGUUUGAAAAUCCAUCGGACACCCGUUAGAGGUUGUAGCGAGGGGAGGCGGGCCAGGUGGUCCGUCGGUGCGAAUAUCCAUUAUAGAUUCGGCGGAGUGUAGCUGUCGUACGAUCCGACUCAUUUUCCGUGUAUUCGUGCGGCGUAUAUUUCUGGCAUCGAUGAGAGAGAAGCAACCGGGUACCGGGUAUAGGGUACGUUUCUGUAUUGGUAACGAUUCGCUUGGUGUUUGUGUUGCUGUCGGAGCCGGAGCCGGAGCCGGAGUCGGAGGUACUGGGGUUAGUUCGCGAGGGCGCCUGUGUCGGCGCUCGCGGCGCCACCGGUUCAUUCCGCCAUCGGCGCCCGCGACGUACGGACGUGAAAUAACGCGAUCACGACAAUUCGUUUGGGCGGACAACGUGAAGUUUAACGAACAAAACAAUUAUAUCGCUAUCGAUAGACGGGCGUACCGUUCAUAGAAACAAACAAGCUCGUGUCGAGGCGCGAGUGAAUACGUAGAGAAAGAAAUAAAGAGUCGGCAUCGACAAUAACGAAAUUGCAUAAGUGGUUCGUAGCGUGAUUCACGGGUAACUUGUGUGAAAUUAGUGCGACGAAGAGUCUUCAGUGAUAGUAUAAUAUGUAUAAAAUCGAGAUAUAGAGCGAGAGAGCGUGAGAGAGUGAGAGAGAAAGAGAUAGGGCAUCGAUUGUCCUUUGUGCGAUCGUCGUUUAACGGCUUCUCGUUUCUUCGGGACGCCACCAACCCGGGAGGGACACGAACGGAGCCGAUACAAUAUUUUUCGUCUGUUCCGUGCCUUUCUUCAGUUCGUUCCGGGCCCCGAAAUUGCCAGUUCUACGCCGUGUUUUACCUGCGCGUCCCUCACGCAUACAACCGAAGGUCUUCUGUCGAAGGUCUCGUCCCGUGUGUUGGGAGACGUGGAAUGAUAUUACAAUUUCGUCGAAUCGAAGGUGCAGCCAGGCUGGUUAGGCGCGACGUGACACGCGAACGGAGUAUUUGACAACGGUAGGUAAGAGAACUACGGGUGAGCACCGACGAAAACGAAGCCGCACUUUUAGACACGGGAAUAAUAAAAUAUUUAUUUAUUUGUGAAACACGCGAGUUUGUUUCGUUGUUCGUUCGUUUGAUAAGUGGUGCCGGGGGGAAAAAACGCAACGGGGGGGGGGUAUCGUUGAUAUGUCAGCUUGUGACAGACGGUUGUGCAUCGGUGAAUAAGGAAAUCGAUAGAUCGUAAAUCGAUAGGUGAGGUCGUUAGUGUUCCUUCGAUCUUAUUCGAUACUGUGCUCGUCUGAUUCUGUUGUACGAUCGGGAAAAGUGCAAGGAAGAUUCACGGUUGUUAAAUACGACACACGAGGAGCAACGAAAUUCAUUAGAGGCCGUUGGAGCUCUCUCGGCCGAGAAGACGAAGAGAAGGGCAGCAGCAGCAGUAACACAGCUAAGCUAAGGCUCGUCGUAACGGAGUACGGAGGAAAGGAAAACUCACCGUUCGCCGGCUUAUAGACGGCGCUCGGCUUUCUUUCUUCUUUUUCUCUCGGCUCCCCCUCUCUCCCCGCCCCUCCCUUUCACCGGUCUCUCUCUCGGGGUUUGCACGAAAUCGCGUGUCGCCGCUACCCGUACCGCGUAGAAAUGUCGCCUCCUUCUGAUCGCGACGUUCCGUGAUCGCAGCUGUUCCUCCUUUUUAUGCGGUUCCUCGGGAAAUUCGAUUUCUGUGCAAACCAGUGAAAUCAAGAAGAAAACCACGGUCACAACGAAACGAGAAACUCGAACAACAACGUCGUACAAGUUGGCGAAAAAGGAAGGCAGAGAGGGCAGAAGUGAUAGAGAGAAUCGUCACCGGCGAGAAAUUGAGACAGAGAGAUCGUGUUUGCCGAAGAGGGAGAGAGAGAAGAAUAAUCAAAGUGGGAAUACAAAGAGAGGCAGUGAGAGAGGCUGGUUGUGAUAUACAGAUACACAUGGAUAGAGAAACUCGCGUGUGUAGAGACGUACGUACGGCCCACACGGAGUAGGACAAAGGGCAAGUGCGAGACAGAGACGCGAUAAAGGACGGAGAAGAGAAAACUGGAAAGGAUGAGUCCGAUUCGUCAGUGAUCGAACGUGGGUCUCUUUUGGUGCGUGGGUGAAAGAGUUGUGUGUGGAGAAAAUUGACGGAAGAAGAGGAAGGAAAAGCGGCGAACGGGUGGACGCUCACUUCCGGCGGACGACAACAAAGGUGACGUUUACGAUGACAAGGAGUCGGGUGAACAGAAGCGAAUGAGUGAACUACACGUCGUAUUAUCAGGUGUGAUGGAGCCUCGUGGAGCCGGCUUUUACUAUGAGCUGAGGCCUCGUAAUUAAUCGGGACUGGCAUGGAGAAGGAGAACUCCGCAUCGGGCGGAGGUGGCGGGGGCGGUGGAGGUGGCGGAGGAGGCGAAGCAGCGGCCACGGUGACUCCAGGCGCCACCUCCGCCUCCGAGAAACUCCAGGCGGACCAGGCCAAUCCGUUGCUCGAUCCGACUGCGCUGUUCGGCGCAUAUUGGCCUCGGGGCGACAGCGCAGCUUCGUCGCUUUUUGGUGGAAUGCCGGGUGGAUAUGGGUUGGGAGCCCAUCAUUUGCCAUCGGCUUAUGCCAUUCUCGGCCGAGGAGGUUCUGCUCCUGGUUUCGGAGGCCACACGCCGGCCUCUGCGCCACCACCACCCCCGUACUCCCACAGCAGCCUCGGCACCCUCAGCGUGGCUGCCAGUCAAGCUGCUAGUUUAGGAAUCAAUCCUGCCAGUGCAGCAUGGUGGACGAUGGCCUCGCACUUAGCGGCACAGGACUACCUCGCGAGGUUACAAGGAGCGGCAGGACUCUCCGGAUUUCCGCCUGGUGCCGAAAGCCUGCUGCCACCUUAUCCUGCCUCUCUACUUAAUCCCCCGUCCCUAUCGUCUCACAAGUCCAGUAAGUCUAAAUUCUGUUACGGCAAACCAAAAGCUAAGUCAAGCAAGAGUCACAAAACGACCCCGGCCAGCAGCGGUAGCUCGACGACGCCGAGCAUGACAAGCAGCAGUUUGCCGGUGUCGACUCAAGCACCACCGGUCACGUCCUCUCAUCACAGUACCCCGGUCAGCAGCACGCAAAAUUCGCAAACGAACGUCGUCAGUUCUGCGAAAGAGGGCAGCGAUCCUAGCAGUAUAUUGGGAGGUGUCCGAUUACCUCCUGACACAGAGAUCAUCAAGUACACGUCGAGUAUAGUCGGUCCGAAGGUUCCUGGGACAACGAACCGCGGAAGGAAGAAGACCAUAUCCUUGGACACGCCAAGUGUGAGUGUACACCCACCACCUAAUGUACCUGCUCUUUCUGCUCAUCAGACAAACACGACGACCACGUCGUUGAUGAUGGAACCGAGAAAAUACAAUCGCACGGCGACCGAGUCGAACGACUACAGGGAGCCCGUUGAUCGUGUAGAAGUGAUCAAAUUGCCAGCACACUCGACCAAUGGUUCCGUUUUACCGGCGCCAACGUCCUACACGACCACCACCAAUGCUAAUAGCACCAGCGACUCGGAUGCGCCGUUGAAUCUCUCCCUGAAACCGUCGACGACGAGCGGUAGCUCGCCGAUUUCUGGUAGUCAACCGCUCAGUCAGCUCAGUAAUUUAAGCCAGUCGUUGCUUGCCUCCGACCGAACGUCAAGACGAAAGCCGGGACCGAAACCUCGAAGGGUGCCGCAAAAUUCGGUACCGGUGCCGGCGUCGCCGAGUCCCUCGUUGGCCCAGCUGUUCGCCGCCGCGGAUUCGCCUCAGCGACCGAGCAGCGGAAGCGAGGAGAGCGAGAGCGCGAGUACGACCCAUCACAAGGAUGGUCGACCAAGGAACCUGGGUCGCGGUGUGUCCAAGCCGAAGAAGAACACCGUUGCCUCGUUACUAGCUCAAAGCAGAGCCCUGGGGAUUAAACCUACGCCCACGUUGGACCCUAGCGUGCCAUUGUCUCACCAGGUCUCGCUAUUGAGGUCGAAUAUUCUGGCUGCGCAGCUGCACGCCACCGCCACGGGUCAAGGUGACGACAAGAAUCAGCGAUCUUUACAGGAGAAGAUGAAGAACAAGCUGCUGGAGGCGUCCGGUGAAGAGAGCAACAUGGACGUGACCAGCGAGAGCGGAAGUAACACGGAUGUUGUGACGGACACUGACGACGACAACGUGGACGGGGUAUCCAGCGCGAAGAGGAGAAAGGUGAAGCCCAGCGAAAGGGAUCUACAGGUUCCUCUGGAACGUGGCUGGAAACGGGAGACUGUCAUCAAGGGAUUAGGGAAGUCGGGAGUGAUAAAGGGUGACGUGUCUUAUUACAGCCCUUGCGGAAAGACGUUCAGGAGCAGUCCGGAUUUGGCGAAGUUCUUGGAGCAACAGAAUCCACCAGAACUGACGACCGCAAACUUUUCCUUCUCCUCCCGUCCUCUGGUGGGCGAGUUCCUCCAGCCGACAAUGGGCUUAGCGGAGGCGGAAUUCGUUAGGUUGGGCGCGCAGGAAGUGGCGAGAAGAUUGGAAGAGCUCAGAGCCGCGGGUGGUUUCAGGGACGCGAGAACAAACAAUCAGUAUGAAAGGGAGAAGCUCGCGUACGCGAAGAAACUCGCCAAGGAAGAAGCACAACGGCACAAGGAGCAAGCCAGGCUGAUCAAAGAACAAGAAAAGUCAGAGAGGCAGGAAGCAGUGAGGCGAGAACGGGAGAUUCGAAAUCAACAGUUGCUCGAGUUCGUAACGAAGCUCGAAAAAGGCUCAGCCUAUCCUCUAGACAGAGUGACCACGGUACAUACCCAACCACCUAUCACAACCACCACCAUCACCACCACAACCACUCUCCACCCAAGCUCUAAGCAAUUCUCGAACGUCCUCCUCGAACGAAGGACGAGACGCGGUAAUGAGCGAAGGGUGUCACUCGCGCACGACCAUCACCCGACACGUAACGAAACGUCGAUUAACACGAUCGAUUAUUGGGCAUCCCUAAACCUACAAACGCAGGGUCGAAAGCGGCUAGCGUUCACGAUCAAGCAGAAAAUGAAGAUCAUCCAAGAGAUCGAACGCGGUAAGAGCAAGAGCGAUGUGGCGCGCGAGCUGGGUCUGGCUAGCAGUACGGUGGCCACCAUAUGGAAGAAUCGUGAGAGCAUCGCUGAGAGCUGGAGGAACCGCGACAUGAUGCAACAGCACACCGAUCGCGAAGAGGAGACGAAAAAAUCCACCACGUCGAAUUUGGUCUCCGUUACGUCCUUGGUGACCAACACGGUGCUAAGCACCACCAGCACCACCAACAGCAACAAUACCACCGGCUUGCCGGCCGUCGUUGUGACACCACCCCAGGUGCAAGUGGUACCAUCGCUACCACCCCCAUCGGCACCUCUCUCAUUGACGACAACCGCCUCCACGACGCUCGUGCCGUCCUCGCAACCGACGCUGCCAUCCACAACAAUUUCCAGCACGUCGUCCACCGGCACCACAACCACCACCACCGCCGCCGCCAACAACCUCAGCAUGGACAAUACCCAGCAGGCCCAGACCCAGACGCAAAGUCAGGAGCUUCUGGAGGCUCGGAAAAAACGGCAGGAAGAGGUGGAGAAGAUACGACUGGAAGAGCAACAACGGAAGCAACAGGAACGAGAACUAAAGCGGCAACAAGCAGUCAUGCUGAAGGAACAGAUGUACAUGCAGGAGCUCACCAAGCAGCGCGAGAUGCUCUACACCGUCGAGCUGGAGAGGGAGAGAAGGAGACAGCAUAUGGCGUUGGUACGUGCCCUGGAGAACCGUCGAAAGAUGGAAGAAAGGGAGAAAAAGCGUCUCGAAGCUAGGGCCGAACGAAUCGCGACGAAAGAGAAACGAGCGGAACAAAGAAAAAUGGAGAUGGAACUGAUCGAACAGAUCAGGAAACCUGUGGAAGAUAUGGAACUGACAGAUCACAGACCACUGCCAGAAAUAAAACGAAUACCUGGACUGAAACUGUCCGGUCAAGCUUUCGCGGACAUCGUUAUGGUUUUCGAGUUUCUGCAUAAUUUCGGCGAAACUUUAGGCUUUGAUAUGGACUCGCUACCGAGUCUAAAGAGUCUCCAGUUAGCUCUGCUCAACGACGAGGAAGCGGAAGAAGAGAUGCUGUCGGUGAUGACCCACUUGCUGGUGUGCGCUAUCGAGGACCCAGGUAUCCCUCAGCCCGCUAGACACACGACGGGAUUAGGGCAAAGCCUACGACAGGCUGACAUAACGCAUGCAAACAUCAGCGAGGUGCUACGAAUCUAUUUGUACGCGAACGCAACCGGCGAGGUGAAAGCUUUGACCGGUGUCUGUCUGGAACGAGAACGCGACAAGAAGUUCGCCGAUCAUCAUCAGAACGGCGGUGACUACGCUUCGACCUGUUCAGGAAAGAACGCUCAGUUCUACGAACACUUACACAACAACGAAACCUGGAGGAUGUCCGAGAGGUUGAGGGACAAGCCGUUUUUGGCACUGAAUCCAACGCACAAGGCGCAGAUGCUCGCGUUCCUCUGCAACGAGUUGUUGCAGAACAAGGCUGUGAUCAGGCAGAUCGAAGGAAGCUUAGAAACGGUGGCGCAACUCAGGAAAGAAAGAUUCGUCUUGGACACGAAGAUCAGAAAGCUCAGACAAUUGCACAGUCGAAAGGUGCGUAUGGAAGCAGUCGGCGUGAUCGUGAACAAGACUGGAGACACGAUUACCAUCGAGAAGAAGGAAGUUGACGAGGAAGGUAACACGACGUCGACGGCAGUGGGUACGACGCCUACUCCCGACGAGAUUCAUCACGAGGACGAGGUUGAAGACAUGUCUGAGAACGAGAGCGAAGGAACUCAGCCUGAAGAGGAGGAGGACAAGAAUCUAUCCGGCGAGGAACUUGGGAAAAAGUUGGACAAACUGUUGAAGCAAUCGGAAGAACAGCUACAGAAAUUGAACAGCUCUUCGAAGCAACUUCGAGCGCACAUAUUUGGCCAGGACAGGUACUGGAGAAGGUACUGGGAGCUGGCCUGCGCUGGUGGUAUCUUCGUCGAGGCCAUGGAGAGUGCUGAACCGGAGAUCCUGGACCUGCAAGCCGAACUGGACGAAAAGUACAAAAACAUGCCAACGGAGGAGGCGAAAUCAGAGACGAAGCAGGAGGACACUAAGUCGAAUGCUGAGAAUCGGGAGAACGAGGCUCCGAAUGACGUUAAGGAAGAAAAGAAAUACAACUCGAGCGAACAAGAAGAGGACGUGAAACCGUUGUUGGAUAAAACGAAAUCCGAAAUGGACGACGUUAAUUGCAAGAAAGAACCUGUGCAAAAUUGUGGUUCCGAUAAUUCGACGAACGUGAAAGAAGAGAAGAAGGUCGAUGUGGAUGGUUCGAUGGCUGAUGCGAAGACAAACGUCACUUCCGAAGAAAUUAAACAAGAAACAGAGGUUGUUAGUAUGGACGUGGAUGUGAAAGAGGAUACGAAGAAAGAGAACGAAGAGAUGGACGAAGAAAUGAAGCCAGCUGUGAAGAUGAUGGAGGAUAAAAUCGUCGAGACGAUUCCAAAUGGCGACAAAUACAAUCAUGUUAACAAUCUUCAUAAUGGCAAGGAAUUGAACGGCACAUUUAUUUCCAAUUGCAGCAACGAAUUCAAUUGGUUUUCAAUUUUACCUCGAGAAACUUGCGACACUCCAGGACCGAGUACCAAGCAGAUAUUUGGAAUAGCUGAACCCACCGAGCUGAGAAUACCAGUGUUCCCUCCGCCAGCUAGUCCAAAUUACGACAGGUGCGAUAGUCCAGCACCUUUGAUUUUGACCCAGGACGAAGCAGCUCAGCUCGAGUAUCUCAAAGUACACGGUCUACCUCCUCCAGGAGAAGCUAAACCAGUACCAAAGGAUUUACGAUACGGUUGGUGGAGAAUAACAGACGUCGACACGUUUCAAGAACUGUUGGAGCACCUUCAUUCUCGCGGUGUCCGCGAGAAGGAACUGAAACGUACAACAUGGGCGACCAUGGAAUCCUUCCUAGCCGUGACAGGUAGAAUCAACGUGGACCCUGGCAACGUAUCCGCCACCGAACUGAAAUCCACACCCGACGAUUCUGAUACACCGAUCCCGCAACCGGACAACCCGGUAACAUGGAGCGAGCAGGUCGCGUUACGGGUGGACGCGCAACUUUUGGAGCAGGUCGAGGCUCUCGAGGACAAAGUCGCGAACGCCAGCAUGCAGGUCAAAGGCUGGAAACUUCCUCCGCGGGCUGGCACCGAGGAGGCCGAGGAGAUUGAGAAAUUGAACGAAAUGGAGAAAGUGAGCGCCGUCGAGCAAGCGCGACAAAGGUUACUGUCUUUGGAGGCCGCGAUAGAGAGGAGAUACUUGAAACCACCGUUAGGCGUUUGUACGGGCGAUCCAAAUUUAGCAGCUCUGAAAGCUGAACAGGCAGCGGCGGCUAACGCAAACUCGAGUAAUUCGGAUCAGAGCAAUCAGGCGCCGGUGCCGCAGGAGGAAACAACUCCGAGAGGUCUGAACAACUGGAGAGAGGCAACAGCUCGAGCACACACGUCGGCUCAGCUCGCCAUGGCACUGUACAUGCUGGAGGCCAGCAUCGCCUGGGACAAGAGCAUCAUGAAGGCUGUGAGUCUAACACCAGCUAGAAACUCGGUCUGCGUCAAGCUACGAAACCGCUGCGUCUCACUCAAAGCUACCACUCAGUACAAUCAGCUAUUGACUACUUCUCAGGCCUCUAAUUGUCAGUUCUGUCACAGUGGAGAUAACGAAGACAAGCUGCUACUGUGUGAUGGUUGUGACCGCGGCUAUCAUACUUACUGUUUCCGUCCAAAAAUGGAAAACAUUCCUGAUGGUGACUGGUAUUGUCACGAGUGCAUGAAUAAAGCAACAGGGGAACGAAAUUGUUUGGUAUGCGGAAAGAGGGUUGGCAAAAAUUUAGUGCUAUGUGAACUCUGUCCACGGGCUUAUCAUACCGACUGCCAUAAUCCUGUUAUGCCAAAAAUGCCAAGGGGAAAAUGGUAUUGUUCUAAUUGCCACAGUAAACAACCAAAGAAGAGAAAUAGUAGUCGAAGGAGUCAUACCAAAGGGGGAGGCACCAGAGAAAGUGAAAGUUCUGAUCAUCCACCAGCUAGUCCAACGCCGUCAACGGCAUCGAACACGCACGUAGAGGACGUCAGUUCAUCGGAACCGGCAACACCUACAGCCUCGCCGAGGAAGGAGGGCAACAAUAGGACACUGACGAAGAAACAACAACGAGAGCUGGCUCCUUGUAAGGUGCUACUCGAACAGUUGGAGCAACAGGACGAGGCCUGGCCGUUCCUUUUGCCGGUGAACACCAAACAGUUUCCUACCUACAAGAAAAUUAUUAAAACACCCAUGGAUCUCAGUACGAUCAAGAAGAAAUUGCAGGACUCCGUGUACAAGUCUCGCGAUGAGUUUUGCGCCGAUGUCAGACAGAUGUUCAUCAACUGCGAGGUAUUCAACGAGGACGACAGUCCUGUGGGGAAGGCUGGACACGGGAUGCGCAGUUUCUUCGAAAUGCGUUGGACCGAGAUUACCGGCGCACCACCUCCACAUCCGCAAACGCAUAGCUGAGGUUCGGUUCGUUCUCGUAACACAUGCAACAGUUUUGCCCACUUCUAUUACUAGGAGAAUAGUGGCUCUUGGAUAAAACACUGAGAGAAUUCCGUUGAAGAGACUCGAAAUGAAACAAGAUCGAGACAACCCCCGUAUCUCUCUCGUGCACGUUUGUUGGCCUCGUUCUAGCGGCUAACCGGACGACUUCGAAAUCUAAUAGUAAUUAAUAAUAAAUGAAAAGGAAAUAAAAUGAGAUAGAACUACGUAAUAAUGCGGGUAACAUCCUUCGUGCGCGUCGUUACGAGCGUUUCUUUUUCUCUUCGUUCGCCUCCACUUCCUGUAAUAUCUUUAUUUUUCGUUUCUCGCCGUAAUCGACGCUCGCGCGGAAACUCCUCGCAAUUCUUUAAACAAAUAUACACACGGUAAAUCUUUACACACAGAUAGACACGCUAAUAAUACUCGAGAACGGUACGAUGAAUAUUUUCAACGGCUUCGUACUUCUUCUUUCCAAUUUUUACCGACGAACUUUACGUUCAACGAUAAUUCUAAUAGUCGGAAGUCGGAGUUUAAUCUUGUUAAGGAUAAUCGUGUACGUAGGGUAAAGGAGGCACCGGAAGAUGCCGUAAACACACACACACACACAGAUUUUAACGUGGUAGAGAUUAAACGUUUGUGAUUCGGGGAGCUUCUUUAAGAAAUCGACGCGAUUUAAUUAAUUGUGUUUCGACCGUUGUUUCGCAUCUUAUUCGUUCAUAAGUCUUCGACCUCAUCCACCACCCUCACCUUCGUGUUAAUUAAUUACGAUGAUAAAUGAAAAAUGCAGAUGGUCACUGUACUUACCAAGUAAAGUUUUGCCUAAGCGAACACGAGAUGUAAUUUGCGAUUGUAUCAUACAGGCUUAGUGCCGACACGUCGGCAAAAGAAAUAUUUUGCAAAAAUAAUGAAUGUGAAGGAAACAAAAUGCAGAGGUAUACAUAUAUAAAUAUAUAAAUAUAAAUAUAAAUGUAUAAAUAUGAAUAUAGUGUACAUGUAUACUAUAUAGAUAGUCACGUCACAACGCGAACAUUCAAACCAUUCACACACCGCGAACAUCUUUGCCCGUUAUUAAAGAAGAAAAAUAAAAACGUCAGCACGAUAAUAAGGGGUAACCAUUUGCUAUAGAGUAAGAUAAAACAGAAUGACAUACGAAGUCAAUCUUCCAAUUAAGGACGGAGUUGAUGCCAUUCCACGGAUUCAUUACUCUUCGUUUCUCUUCUUUUCUUUUUCGUUUAUUCGCUUGACUACUUUAUUUAUUUAUGUUCGAACCAUGAUCGAGCAGAAAAGAAUGAUCCCAGCUAGGUAGAAAUGAUCGAUAACUCAACGUGAAUCUUGAGUAAAAAAAAGAAUCUAAAUGCAUGUAGGCUUGGAAUGUUCUGUAAUUAGAAACGAGGGGAAUAUGUGUUUAUAAGUUUAAGAUUAAUUAUUAUUCUAUGUCGAAAGUGAAUUUCCUAGCGAACGAUAUUUGCAAUUAACAAAAUUAUUAAACAGAUAUCUGUUAAAAAUUUGAAUAUGUAUAUGUACAUAUAUAUAUGUAUUCCUAAAUCUUUUAAUUAUUUAAUAAUUUUGUGUGAACAAUUUCCUACACACUUUCUCUCGUUCAUGCAAUGAAAUUCUAGUUAUUAGCGUGUUUAAUUAAACGCUGUAUCAUCAACGUUACAUUGGAAUUCGAAUAUAUCAUGUUUUUCAAAGCAAUAUCUAUGAAAUUCAAUUUUAUUGCGUGCUCUUCGUGUACGUUGAAUGGCAGAUUCGCUUUUAACGACGAACUCACGAAUAAUCGAGGCAAAGUGGACAGGCCAAUGAAAAUUUCGUAUUUUUCGUUUCUCGAUAUUAAAGAAACAAAGGAGUUUUAAUCCCUGACGGAUGCGUAGGUGGUAUGUAAAGAAUUUCGUCGAAUUUUAUCCGCGUCCGAGUUCCAAGCGAUAGGAUCUCGUUUGUUUGAUUGUUCGAAAUAGCACACGCGACGUUUUUUAAUGCGAUGUUCGAUUUCGAUAUAGGAUUAUAAGCAAUUGUGUAAUAAUCUGACGCAAGUUCACCCAAUGGGGUGACGAUGAUAUUCGACUGUAAGGCAUAACUUUUUAAACGAACGAAAUAUUCUAUGUAUAUCGUGCGUCAGGGCUGUUGUUAGAAACCAUUCUGUCACGUAUGGAUGAUGGUAAUUGAUAAUUAGGAUGGUGGUGUCGGUAGUGAUUCUUUGGAUUAAUAUAAGCCGCGGUACCUUCGUAAGUGUGACCAUCGCUCGACGAUUAAGGAAAAUGAAACGAUUUGAAAACACAGAUAAAAAACGUUAACGAAAUAUCUUGUUUUUUAUGUAAUUGAUGUACAUUAUUGCUCGUAAUAGCGUUUAGCUAUGUAAUAACGAAAGAAUUCAAGUGGAUAUUGGGAGAGAAUGUGAGGGAGAGAGAAAGUUGAACGGGAGAGAUUUCAAUGGUUCGGCCGUAGUGAUAUGUGCUAAACAUUCGUAGUAUGUAAAAGUAUUAGCUAGAUUAUAAAAAUGCCGCGUGAAAACGAUUACGAUGUAAAAGAUGAAUUUGAGAGAAUUGUGCGGGGUGCGGCUUGCCGACACGAAACUGAUGUACCGUCGUCCUGGCGUCGAUCCAAGAACGAAUCGGAUCGGUAAGAUCGUAACGAGUAAAAGCGCGUGUAUUUUCCAUUAGAAUUCAUCUUCUCUCAUUUAAAAAUACACGAAACUAUAGUGGUUCAUUUUAUUAUAUUAGUAACUGUACAUACAUACGAGAUACAUUUUCCUUUUUAUUUAUAUUUUCUGCGAAAAAGUACACUUUUGCUUACUUCCUCUAUUCGCUCAGUGACAAUCGUUAGUUUUCAUAAUGAUAGAUAACGGGAUAUAUAUAUGUAUAUGUGUUAAUUAUGGUUUUGAUACGAAGCGCAAUGUCGGGGCAUUUCACGAUCUUACUGAACGUUCUUUGGAUACACGUCGACACGAGCGUACUAUGUGAGAAACAUUAUACGUGUACGUAAAAAUUUCUGCACCGCCUUGCACCCUCGUAUAAUAUUAUAAUCGAUGCGUUAGACAUCUCAUACAUUCAGACACACCACCACCAACAAGAACAAGAACAAGAACAAAUAAUUUUUUAAGAUUCAAUUAUUAUUUAAAUAGUACAGUUACAAGUUACAUUGUUAGUAUGAAUAACGACGCUUUUUAUACGAAUUUUAGUUUUUAACGUCGAUCUUAUGAUAUAUUAUAUGGUAUAAUGAUAAUGACAAUGGUAAUAACAAUAACGAUAAAUGAUAUCGAUAAUGGAAAUACAGAUUAUUAAAGAGAAAUGGAAAAAAAUGCGCAAAUGAGAAAGAGAGAUGAAAGAGUGAGAGAUAGUGAGAAUGAGAGCGAGAGAAAGAUUAACGAAAGAAAGAUAAAAAGUGAGCGUGAGCGUGUGUUUAAGUUAGAUGAUUGUCUAUAGUAUAAACGAAGGCAUGCGUUAGGUAUGCCUCGAUGCUAUUUAAACAGACUUAAUUAAUGUAUUGCAAAUGAAUUAAUAAAGUGUAAGCGAAGCGUGUA